AUGGAGGUAGCCUCCAGAUCGAUACUGCGGAGGCACGCCCUCGAGUCCCAGCUACUGCGACGACCUUCUCCCUACCUUACCUCGCUGUCAAAAUGGCAGUGCUCAGCUUCCACCCUUCCGAGCACAAGGCGGCAGUUCAGCUCAACACCACGCAGGGCGGACCCUAACCAUGCUCCUUUCUUCGGAAUGGGGGUUGGCGGAUCGUCCUCGCCCAUGGCCACCCCGACGACAUAUUUCUCGCACCGCCCGCCGUUACCGGCAAACACGAUAAUCAGAUUCGUGCCCCAGCAGACUGCAUGGAUAGUAGAGCGGAUGGGGAAAUUCAAUCGAAUCCUUGAACCCGGGCUGGCAAUUUUGGUUCCUUUCCUCGAUAGGAUUGCAUACGUGAAGAGCUUGAAGGAAGCGGCUAUUGAGAUUCCGAGCCAAAAUGCUAUUACAGCGGACAACGUUACUUUGGAGCUGGACGGUGUGCUCUAUACCAGGGUCUUUGACGCUUAUAAAGCUAGUUAUGGUGUGGAAGACGCCGAAUAUGCGAUAUCUCAGCUAGCUCAGACGACGAUGCGAUCCGAAAUUGGUCAACUUACCCUAGACCACGUUCUUAAGGAGCGUGCGGUUCUAAACACAAAUAUAACACAAGCCAUCAACGAGGCUGCACAGGAUUGGGGUGUGACCUGCCUCAGAUACGAAAUCAGGGACAUCCACGCCCCAGAGGGAGUAGUGGAAGCGAUGCACCGCCAAGUAACUGCAGAACGAUCGAAGCGUGCUGAGAUUCUCGACUCCGAAGGUCAAAGGCAAAGCGCAAUCAACAUCGCAGAAGGUCGUAAACAAUCAGUCAUCCUUGCCUCAGAGGCUAUGAAAUCGGAACAGAUCAACAUGGCCAUGGGUGAAGCUGAAGCUAUCCGUCUGAGGGCCGAGGCUACAGCCCGCGGGAUUGAUGCCGUUGCUGCCUCUAUUCAGGGUGGUCAGGAAGCCGCCCGUGGAGCAAUCAGUCUUUCGGUGGCCGAGAAAUACGUAGAGGCAUUCUCCAAGCUUGCAAAGGAGGGUACGGCUGUUGUUGUGCCUGGUAAUGUUGGCGAUAUGGGUGGCAUGAUCGCGAGCGCGAUGGCUGUCUACGGAAAGGUCUCGGAGGGACAGGCGAAGGCGAUGGCUACAAAGGCUCUCCAGCCCAACGAGUCAGCCACCACAAAGGAGUCCUCUUCCAACGUGCAUACGUCCACAAGCAAAGUUACCAGCUUUGAGGACGCAGAACAGGCCUCAACGGGCACCACUGAAACCGGCCAAGGGGAUGUAGCGGCAAGCGUGCUGGGGGGAUUUGACCAGGCCAGCCAUCGAAACCGAUAA
Arthroderma uncinatum is the source of this 1341-nucleotide messenger RNA. RefSeq names its product erythrocyte band 7 integral membrane protein. NCBI's taxonomy places the organism in Eukaryota, Fungi, Ascomycota, Eurotiomycetes, Onygenales, Arthrodermataceae. The transcript is spliced from 2 exons. The coding region runs from base 1 to 1341 and encodes 446 amino acids. Gene Ontology annotation, cellular component: membrane. The record is from RefSeq and is a predicted model, not a curated record.